This is a messenger RNA of Bacidia gigantensis, 942 nucleotides long. RefSeq lists its product as uncharacterized. The transcript has 3 exons. Gene Ontology annotation, molecular function: nucleic acid binding. The record is from RefSeq and is a predicted model, not a curated record. Lineage: Eukaryota; Fungi; Ascomycota; Lecanoromycetes; Lecanorales; Ramalinaceae. Bases 1 to 942 code for a protein of 313 amino acids.
AUGGCGCCGCAAAACGGCAAUGUUCCCUCCUUCGACGAGAUUAUACAGCGAGCUCGGACACACAAUGAUCUCGACCCCCAACGAGGUAGUAGCUUCAAGAGCCUAGAAGAUGGACGAGCGAGGCUUUCGCGGCCGCCUCUGGCGAAUCCAAUGUCUGAGAAAGCGAAGACGGACAUGCUAUCCGAAGCACUCGUCGCAAAAGGCGCAACAAAUCAAGGUCGCAUCAGACCGGCAGACACCGAAAUCAGCAUCAGAGGCGCCGCUGGACCUUACGUGGUCAUCGCGAGUAACUUCGCACCAGGAACAACAGCUGCGGAUAUAGAAUCGGCUAUGGUACCAAGUGGUGGAGAGCUACAAGGCUGUAGAAUUAUUACGGCGUCUCCGACUGUGAUGGCCGAGAUGCUAUUCAGUGAAAAGCAAAGUGCAGAAAGUGUAAUUGGGACAUUCAAUAACAAAAAAGCGGAUGGCCGAAUGUUGCACGUUUACAUGAAGUCUGGCGGUCCUACGCCCACAGCCAAUGGGUCACUUCCCCGAAAAACAGAGAAAGAGCAAACUGCAAGCACUAUAGAUCUUACACAAAGUGAUCCUCCAUCAGCUUAUGACCGUCAAAGAGAGCAGUCAGAUCGGAGUCGAAGAAGAGCAGAGCCAGCUAUUCAAGACGGCCGGUACGGUUUUGGGAACAAGGCAGAUCAGAUGGAAGUCGACCAGCAGGAACCUCCCAUGGCUCCUCGCACAGAAGAGGAACAACGACAAGUUCGUCGUGAAUCUUAUCAGGAUGAUCGCUACAGCCGAGGACGAGAUCAGCGGUACGGAGGGCCACCAAGGGAUUAUGCAAGAGACAGAAAUGGUUAUUACGGGGGAAGGUGGGAGAAUGCUCGAUCAAGGAAUGAUCGCCAUCUCUAUAGUGAUGGGCUAAACCCCCGGCAACAUGGAUACCGGUGA